UAUCUCCAAUGUCUCACACGCAACCAUCGAGUGAGACACCUUUAUCUCCAAUGUCUCAACAGCCUAAUUUGACACAUGAGGAGACAAUGAUUGAAUCAGCUGCAUCUCCAAAGUCUCAACAAAAUGAGGAUUACACGCAACAAUCGAGUGAGACGCCUUUAUCUCCAAUGUCUCAACAGCCUAAUUUGACACAUAAGGAGACAAUGAAUGAAUCAGAUGAUGAAACUCUUGCCCUUGAUACUCAAGUAUUCUCUCCUAAUCUGACAAAAGAGAAAGAAACAGAAACGUCUACCGAUGAGAGGCCAUCCAAUCCUAAUCAAGAUGGAAAACCAGAUGAUGAGAUUGUGAGAGAGAAAUUAACAAGUGAGUCACCUGCUACUCAGAGUCAAGUUUUGCAGAAAGAAACAGUGGAAAUGAAUGAGACACCUUCUUCUCCAAUAGCUCCAAAGAGUAUUGAAACUCCCGUUUAUACUCCAAGUCAGACUCAACAGAUUGAGAGAGAGCCAUCGGAUGACACGCCUGCCCUUGAUACUCAAGUUUUUACUCCUAAUCUGACAAAAGAGAGGGAAACACAAACCUCUACUGAUGAAACGCCACCCAAAACUAAUCAAGAAGAAGGAAAACCAGAUGAUGGGGUAAUAUUUAUUCUAGAAAUUAUAAUUGAAUGUAUUCAUGAUGGCCUUUCCUGAUAUUUUUUGCAGAUUGUGAUUGAGUCACCUGCUGCUCAGACUCAAGUUUUGCAAAAAGAAACACUGGAAAUGAAUGAGACACCUUCUUCUCCAAUAUCUCCAAAGAGUAUUGAGGCUCAAGUUUUUACUCCAAUUCAGAAACAGCAGGUAAAUGUUCAAAAAAUCUUGGAGAUUUCAAGUAAUGUUUGAAAGCUUUUGUACGUGUUUUUGAUCCCCUACCUGACUUUUUUUUUGUUUUUUUUGCAGACGGCAACAGAGGAAACGUAUGAGGCUACACAGCCAUUGACUGAGAUCAUUUCAGCAAACAAUAAAAAGGUAAGCAUAGAAAUGUCUUUCAUAAGUACAACUUGAAUUUUAAAUUGUAGAAACUUCUUCAUAACUACCUCUUUUAUUUUACUGUUAUUACAGGAGGAUACGCAUGCUGUGCAUCACACACCUUCCUCUCCAUUGUCUUCACUAAUUGCACUAGUUAUUGAAGAAAAUAAGAAUGCUUUGGUAAGAAGAAAUAUUUAAAAUGUUUAUGUAAUAUUUUUCUAUUCAACUAACUCUUACCAUUUACUUUUGUCUUAUAGAGUGAGACAGAAACUGCGACCCAAUAUUUUUCUACAAGUGAAUGAGAGCAUACACAAUCAAGCAGAAAGAAUCAAGCAGAAGAAUAUCUCAAGGAUACUACAGAACCUACUACUGAGCUAGUUUCCACAGAUGUUUCGAAGACACAGCCUCUUACUCCGCAAACACAGCACCUUCAGACAAGUGAGGGAGAUCAAUCCGAUGAGACACCAUCAGAGCAGAAUCAAGCAGAAGAAAAUCUCAAGGAUACUACAGAACCUACUACUGAGCUAGUUUCCACAUAUGUUUCGAAGAUGCCGCCUAUUACUCAGCAAACAGAGCAUCUUCAGACAAGUGCUAUAGAUUUUUCAGAAA
Molecule: messenger RNA, 1613 nt
Organism: Brassica rapa (field mustard)
Lineage: Eukaryota; Viridiplantae; Streptophyta; Magnoliopsida; Brassicales; Brassicaceae
Source: RefSeq, a predicted model, not a curated record